AUGCCGCUAGUAUGUGCAUAUAGAUAUUUGACAUUGUCCAAUGUAAACCGCCAGCACUUAAUCGAUAAGAUAGCAGCUGUUUUACCUAAAUCGAUAGUAAUGAGAGAUAUCCAAUUGGAAUAUUGCUAUUACAUUAGCAGUUAUCACUUAUUAGAAGGCGAUAAAAUGGAUAAAAUGCUCAAAAUAUUACAAUGUCAAGAAGAAACAUGGAAGCAUUCAUAUUUCGAACUGAUUGAUCACUUUGGUACCUGUCCUAGAAAUAGACAGUUAUCUCAACGUACCGUAAUUGAGGUUGGACCUCGAUUAAAUUUCGAAACAGCCUGGUCCACUAAUGCUAUAUCAAUAUUUCAUGCCGCUGGAAUUGAUAAUGUUAAAAGGAUUGAAAGAUCAAGGCGCUAUUUAAUUCUACUGCAAUCUUGUGCUGAUCCAUUGCACGAGAUCGAUUUUGAUCGAAUCACUGAUAUUUUGCAUGAUCAUAUGACUGAGUGUCGUUAUAGCCACAAUCUUGUGCCUAAUUUUGUGACAGAAUCGAAAAUCGAGCCGUUCUGUUCAGUAGAUGUGAUUGAACGUGGCUCAGCUGCUAUUGAGAAAGUUAAUAAGGAAUUAGGUCUAGCCUUGGAUCGAUGGGAUAUUCAGUUUUAUACACAACUCUUCGCUAAUUAUCUUGGACGUAACCCAACCAAUGUUGAGCUGUUUGAUUUGUCCCAGUCCAAUAGUGAACAUUCAAGGCAUUGGUUCUUCAAGGGCAAAUUAAUUAUUGAUGGUAUUAUAAUGCCAAAGCCGCUAAUGAAAAUGAUUCAGGAAACUCAGAAUACAUCAGGAGAUAAUAAUGUCAUUAAGUUUCAUGAUAAUAGUAGCGCAAUCCGAGGUUAUCAAAUUGAAGCACUGAUAUCAAAGCAGGCUUUUGCUGCAAGUUGCCUCAAUAGAAAAAUAUGCUAUCGACAUAUAACAUAUACCGCAGAAACUCACAAUUUUCCAACAGGAAUUGCGCCAUUUGAAGGAGCAUCAACGGGUACUGGUGGUAGAAUUCGAGAUGUUCAAGCUACUGGACGAGGAGCUCAUGUUAUUGCUGCAACAGUUGGUUAUUCUUUUGGUAGUCUUCAUAUUCCAGGAUAUUGCCUUCCCUGGGAAGAUGAGGCCGAUCAUUAUCCAGAUAAUUUUGCAACUCCACUAGAUAUUGUUAUUCAAGCAAGUAAUGGAGCAUCCAAUUACGGGAACCAAUUUGGUGAACCAGUUAUUUGUGGCUUUACUCGUUCAUUGGCCAUUAAAAUACGAUAUGAUACGGGACAUGAACAUCAGAGACAAGAAUAUAUCAAACCAAUUAUGUUUAGUGGUGGCAUAGGAUCUAUCGAAGAUGGGCACAUUAACAAAUUUCCUCCUCAAUCAGGAUUGAAAGUUGUCAAAAUUGGUGGUCCAGCUUAUCGAAUUGGCAUGGGUGGAGGAUCUGCUUCAUCUCGAACAGUUAAUUAA
Molecule: messenger RNA, 1470 nt
Organism: Trichoplax adhaerens
Lineage: Eukaryota; Metazoa; Placozoa; Uniplacotomia; Trichoplacea; Trichoplacidae
Exons: 4
Coding region: 1-1470 (489 amino acids)
Source: RefSeq, a predicted model, not a curated record